AUGUCGCUGAUACCGCUGCGCGUGUUACGUUGCCAAGGUUUAAAUAAGUUGACUGUGCCGCUCAGAUUGGUAGCUUCCGGUAGUAUCGUUGGAUCGCGAUCCUGUUCAGUGUUCAAGAAUUUCCUCAGAAGCAUGUCGUACACGACGGUCGAACGGGGUGCUUUGAACAGCACCGACUACAGACUUUAUUUUAGAAAUGAAUUGGGACCAAUUUCACCUAUGCAUGAUAUUCCACUUUAUGCUGAUGAAGCCAAUAAAGUAGUUAACGUAAUAGUUGAGAUACCAAGAUGGACGAAUGCAAAGAUGGAGAUCAAUUUGAAGGAAACCUUGAAUCCCAUUAAACAGGACAUUAAGAAAGGAAAAUUAAGAUACGUCGCCAAUUGCUUCCCACAUCAUGGUUACAUAUGGAAUUACGGUGCCUUACCACAGACAUGGGAAAAUCCAGAAGUGUUGGAUGAAGCUACUGGUUAUAAAGGAGACAAUGAUCCUAUCGAUGUCCUUGAGAUCGGGUACAGGGUUGCCAAAAGGGGAGAAGUUUUGAAAGCGAAGGUUCUUGGUGCUGUUGCACUUAUCGACGAAGGCGAAACUGAUUGGAAGAUCAUAGUUAUCGAUAUUAACGAUCCUUUGGCCGAACAGAUGAAUGAUAUAUCGGACAUUGAGAAACAUUAUCCUGGCCUGAUGAAAGCAACAAUCGAGUGGUUCAAAAUUUACAAAAUUCCGGACGGUAAACCAGAGAACCAGUUUGCAUUUAACGGCGAAGCAAAGCCAAGGGACUUUGCGUUACACAUAGUGGAAGAGGUGCAUCAACACUGGCAGAAUCUCAUCAAACGGGAAACACCUGCAGGAGGAAUCGCAUGUACAAAUCUAACAGUCACGGACAGUUCGUUUAAAGUCAGUGUGGAAACUGCUGAAGAAAUAUUAGAGAAAGCUCCAGAACCACGAGAGCCACAAACCGUGGAGCCGAUUGUUGAUAAAUGGCAUUACGUACAUCUUAAGUGAGAUUAGCAGAAGAUAUAUCUCGCAUCGAUACAUGUUUAGAUGCCCGCGCAUACUCGCAUGUUGUGCUAGCACGUAACGGAAUACCUCGUUUAUUAUUUUCACGAGGUGGUUCAUUCUAAAGUUUUGAUACACCCACGCUAGCUCUAAUUAAUAUUUAAACUGCACUGCGUGCACUCUGAACACCGGAACAAGGGACGCUCAACUAUACACGGUGGAACAUGACAGCUUGGUUGUAUGUUAGUUUAUUAUUUAUUUGAAUGUAGUACUAUUAGAUAAGUCUACAUAUACAAAGCUUCUAUUUAGUUCUAUUUAACAGUUUAUUUUUGGGGGGUAUAAGGAGAAUUGUCAUAGUUUGUAAUACGCUUCUACCGUAAGCAUCGAAGAGAGUGAUAUUAUGGUACUACAGAAUCUUUAGUUCUUAGAAGUUGUUACAUUGCAAAAUCAUGUAAUACAAAUAAAUCGUUUCGAGUGUAAAGAA
Megalopta genalis is the source of this 1477-nucleotide messenger RNA. RefSeq names its product Inorganic pyrophosphatase Nurf-38 (gene Nurf-38). Gene Ontology annotation, molecular function: inorganic diphosphate phosphatase activity; magnesium ion binding. Gene Ontology annotation, cellular component: cytoplasm. The record is from RefSeq and is a predicted model, not a curated record. Gene Ontology annotation, biological process: phosphate-containing compound metabolic process. Lineage: Eukaryota; Metazoa; Arthropoda; Insecta; Hymenoptera; Halictidae.